AUGAUCACGCCAAUUCUCGCUCUUGCCCUGCCGUUAGCACUGCACGUCAAUGGUGCGGCGAUCCCCUCAUCGGCAACUGCGGAAGGCCUCGACAUCUCCGAGACCCUUCAGAACAUCCUGUCGAACAACCACAACAGCGAUGCAUACUCGUACCCAACUGAUCUGACCCGAGGAAUCAUUCCUAAGCCGAUUCACUCCCACAACGACUACUGGCGGGACAUCCCGUUCUACUCGGCACUAUCAGUGGGCGCCGUCUCCGUGGAAGCAGACGUCUCCCUGAUCAACGGGACACUGUACGUUGGCCACGAGCAGUCCGCACUGACAGAAUCCCGCACCCUCGUGUCCCUCUACAUCAACCCCAUCCUCAAUGUUCUCCAGCGAGAAAACCCCAUCACUCGGUUCGUGACGAGUCCCACGCGGAAUGGCGUCUUCGACACAUCCUCUGGCCAAACGUUAUAUCUGUUCAUCGACCUCAAAACCAACGGAACAGCCACCUGGCCCGCCGUGGUCGAGGCACUCCAACCUCUCCGCGAUGCCAAGUACCUGACCACGUGGAAUGGCACGGCCGUCACGCCGGGACCCGUGACUGUGAUAGGCACGGGAAACACUCCCUUGGACCAGAUCGCUCCCUUGUCGCAGCGAGACUACUUCUUUGACGCCAACCUGGCGCUCUUGAACAGCUCGCAGGCCAACAUCACCAGCGGCAUCUCGCCCAUUGCAUCCACCCAGUUCAGUCGCUACAUUGGGGAGAUCGAGGGCUCCGAAUUCAACGACACGCAACUUGCCACCCUGCGCUCGCACAUCAAAGUCGCUGCGGAUAAGGGCAUCCUUGGCCGGUACUGGGACACCCCGGCGUUCCCGAUCAGCAAGAGGAAUGCAGUGUGGAAGACCCUGAUUCGAGAAGGUGUCGGCCUCUUGAAUGCGGAUGACUUGCCAGAGGCCGCUGGCUUCGGCGGUAUUAACGGGUAUUGGUGA
Messenger RNA from Exophiala aquamarina CBS 119918, 975 nucleotides. RefSeq lists its product as uncharacterized. The record is from RefSeq and is a predicted model, not a curated record. Gene Ontology annotation, molecular function: phosphoric diester hydrolase activity. The coding region runs from base 1 to 975 and encodes 324 amino acids. Gene Ontology annotation, biological process: lipid metabolic process. NCBI's taxonomy places the organism in Eukaryota, Fungi, Ascomycota, Eurotiomycetes, Chaetothyriales, Herpotrichiellaceae. The transcript is spliced from 2 exons.